This is a messenger RNA of Cotesia congregata, 981 nucleotides long. Lineage: Eukaryota; Metazoa; Arthropoda; Insecta; Hymenoptera; Braconidae. The record is from the annotation of a GenBank genome assembly.
AUGGCGAUGUCCGGGUUGUUAAAACGUGUUAUUGGUAAAAAUUUCGAUUUAAUUAUUUACAACGGCUCGGUAGCUUGUCAAGUGCAACAAUCUCGUCCCACAACAUCUUGGACAUAUGUCGAGAAGCCAAAACCUGGUAUUAAAGGAAAAAGUUACCGAAGAUUCGUACAUUUCGAGGACAAGUACACCGUCAAACCGCUUCAGGUUACUAAUCUUGCUGGAAGGGAUCCUAUUACAGGAAGACUAGUAAACAUUGGAAUAGGCGGUGGAAUAAAACACAAGUAUCACUGGAUAAAAUGGAAGCGUGAUGGACCAACGGACCCAGAUGCUCCCCCCAAAGAAGAGCGAGUCAUCGAAGUCUUUCAAGACGGCUGCAGAACAGCCCACGUUGCUCUGGUAGCCCACGGCAAGGAACUGAGUUACAUUCUCGCAACCGAGAACAUGAAAGCUGGCCAAGUAAUCCGGACAUCUUUAGGAAUUCCUAGAAUGACCGUAAGAGCCUUUGAGGGCGACGCCUAUCCUCUCGGAGCUCUACCUAUCGGCACUGUCGUGAACUGCGUCGAAAAAUACCCAGGCUUAGGAGGUUUCUUGAUCCAUGCAGCUGGAACCUCAGGAACCAUUCUCCGUCGAGAUGGCGACGAUCGAGUCAUCGUCCAGAUGCCUAGCAAGAAGCUUUUCAGCCUCUCGAAAACCUGUAUGGCUACCGUGGGCCGGCUCUCCAACAUCAGUCACGGAUCGACACCUAUUGGCAGCGCUCAGAGAAACCGUGAGCUUGGAAAUCGACCCCGCAGUGGUCUCUGGCAUCGCAAAGAUGGUCGGCAUGGCAGAAAAAUUAAACCCAUUCCUCCACCGAUACAUUUUAACACCAAGGAAAAUUUCUAUAGAAAAAAACCUUAUGCCCUUACGCACUCCGCGUACAACACUCACUUGGACUCCAAGCGCAAGCCAACUGUUCCUGUAAGAGAUGAUUCUGUCUAUUGA